AUGAGAGAAAUAUCCGAAACUUUGGUUAAACCUUUCCCUAUAACCCAAACUUCUCAUAUUAUCAAUGGAUUUGGAAGAGGGUCUUCUGAUUUGGGUAUCCCAACUGCCAAUAUUCCCAUUUGUCCGGAGUUGAAUGAUCUCGAACCAGGAAUCUAUUUUGGAUGGUGUCAAUUGAGUCCAGUUGACAAUACCCCUUGUGAAAAUAAAAGAGCCGAUGGUACCAUGGUAGAAUUUAACUAUGGUAAAGCCUUGCAACCUCAAGAUCUUGAAAUCUUACCCAUGGUCAUGUCUAUAGGAUUCAACCCAUUCUAUAAUAAUAAAGAGAAAGCUGCUGAGAUCCAUAUAAUGCACAAGUUUUCUUCCAACUUUUAUGGUUCCUCCAUCAAAUUCGUUAUAGGCGGAUACGUUAGACCAGAGUUGGAUUAUACUACCAAAGAAGCUUUGAUCGAAGAUAUAAAUGAAGAUAUCAGAGUUUCAUUGAAAUUCUUGAACACUGAAGAAUAUUUGGGUUUAAAGAGUCUUUUCUGA
Yamadazyma jaroonii is the source of this 528-nucleotide messenger RNA. Lineage: Eukaryota; Fungi; Ascomycota; Pichiomycetes; Serinales; Debaryomycetaceae. The record is from the annotation of a GenBank genome assembly.